ACAGAGACACACACACUCUCUCUCAGACACACACAGACGGACAACAGUGCUGAAGUAGACAACUCAUCGGAAGAGACAAGUGAUCGACUGGUCGGAGGAGAGACAGACAGAGAAGAGAAUACUUUUGAAACAGCGUGACGAUGCUGUGUCCUGCGUGGUUAUUGGCUGUGGCUGUGGUGGGUGUGGUCAGCGGGGUUAAAGGUCAGUGCUGGGAGAAUCCUCGCUGUCAAGACCUCAACUCUGAGAACAACAUCCUGGAGUGCAUCCAGCUCUGUCGUUCUGACCUCACCGCCGAAUCUCCCAUCUUCCCUGGCGAGGUCCAUCUCCAACCCAACUCCCCCUCUGACUUUCCUCCCCCCUCCUUACCUCUGUCCCCCCCCUCUCCCCUGUCCCCCUUGGAGCAGCAGAACAUCGUGUCCCCCCAGGCCAAGCGUUCCUACUCCAUGGAACACUUCCGCUGGGGGAAGCCUGUGGGAAAGAAGCGCCGCCCGGUGAAGGUUUACACCAACGGUGUGGAGGAGGAGUCCUCCGAGGGCUUCCCCAGCGAGAUGAGACGAGAGCUGGGCACCAACGAGGCCAUGUACCCCUCCCUGGAGCCUGGGGCUGUGGAAGGGGGAGAGGGCCUGGGGGGUGAGGCGGAUGGCCUGGGUGGGGUGUUUAGUCUUCAGGAGAAGAAAGACGGCUCGUACAAGAUGAACCACUUCCGCUGGAGCGGACCGCCUGCCAGUAAGCGCUAUGGAGGGUUCAUGAAGAGCUGGGACGAACGCAGCCAGAAACCACUGCUCACGCUGUUCAAAAACGUCAUCAUCAAAGACGGACAGCAGAAGAGAGAGCAGUGAGGGAGGGAGAGAGGGGAAGGGAGGAUAGGUGAGCUGAAGAGGGGGGAGGGAGAGAGGGGAAGGGAGGAUAGGUGAGCUGAAGAGGAGGGAGGGAGA
Oncorhynchus mykiss (rainbow trout) is the source of this 935-nucleotide messenger RNA. It is a transcript of the gene pomca, whose product is annotated as proopiomelanocortin a. Gene Ontology annotation, biological process: neuropeptide signaling pathway. Gene Ontology annotation, cellular component: extracellular region. The record is from RefSeq and is a predicted model, not a curated record. NCBI's taxonomy places the organism in Eukaryota, Metazoa, Chordata, Actinopteri, Salmoniformes, Salmonidae. Gene Ontology annotation, molecular function: neuropeptide hormone activity.